Megalops cyprinoides (Indo-Pacific tarpon) is the source of this 1632-nucleotide messenger RNA. Its product is annotated as protein Dr1. The record is from RefSeq and is a predicted model, not a curated record. The coding region runs from base 191 to 721 and encodes 176 amino acids. Gene Ontology annotation, molecular function: general transcription initiation factor activity; core promoter sequence-specific DNA binding; TBP-class protein binding. NCBI's taxonomy places the organism in Eukaryota, Metazoa, Chordata, Actinopteri, Elopiformes, Megalopidae. Gene Ontology annotation, cellular component: negative cofactor 2 complex. Gene Ontology annotation, biological process: chromatin remodeling; positive regulation of transcription by RNA polymerase II; RNA polymerase II preinitiation complex assembly. The transcript has 3 exons.
GGCUAGCCGACUACUAGUCAGUAAUUCCAGUGUAGCUGUUACAAAGGUAGCUGGCAAAAUAGCUUGGAGUAAAUUAGCUACCACUAACAGACCACUGCAGUCUACUGCACGUAUUUAACGUGGUUUAAGCUGGUUGGACAGUUAGCUAGUGUAAGUUAGUUUCUUUGGUCGUAAGAAGACUAAUUUAUCGAUGGCCUCCUCGUCUGGAAACGAUGAUGAUCUUACCAUACCCAGGGCAGCUAUUAAUAAAAUGAUCAAAGAAACUCUUCCCAAUGUGAGGGUUGCUAAUGAUGCCAGGGAGCUCGUGGUGAAUUGUUGCACUGAAUUUAUUCACCUCAUCUCUUCAGAAGCAAAUGAAAUUUGCAACAAGUCUGAAAAGAAAACAAUUUCUCCAGAACAUGUUAUUAAUGCACUGGAAAGCCUUGGAUUCGCAUCAUACAUCACAGAGGUGAAAGAUGUCCUACAGGAGUGCAAAACAGUGGCACUCAGAAGAAGAAAGGCAAACUCCCGUCUUGAAAACCUAGGCAUUCCCGAGGAGGAGCUACUAAGACAACAGCAAGAGUUAUUCGCUAAGGCGCGGCAGCAGCAGGCCGAGCUGGCCCAGCAGGAGUGGCUGCAGAUGCAACAGGCUGCACAGCAGGCGCAGCUUGCUGCUGCCUCCGCCAGCACGGCGCGCCAGGCUGGCUCCUCUCAGGACGAGGACGAAGAGGAUGACUUGUGAUUGGUGGGGUGGAGCUAAGCCUGCACUGCCCCCACCCCCAAAAAUCCAGCCCAGCAAGGCGGACUCGGACACUACUGUCUUCCUGAAUGCCUCUGUCAGUAGGGGUAUCGACAGUGUUGGGAAACCCCACUUUCCCUAUGACUUUUAGUCUGGACUGAUGUACUCUAUUUCCAGUGGAGGUUUUCAGGUUAGAUUCUUUUUGUUGUAAGGCAUCCAGUUCACUUAUUUUCUCUUUGUACUUUGUUUUAUUGUCAUUAUUUGCAGGCUAAAACAAGGCAGUAAGGCAUAGUUUGAAACUAAGGGAUACACCUUCUCCCUUGCAUUUUACUGCCUUGUCUUUUUUGGUCUCUUAAAAAUAUAAGAAUUUCUCAUUGCAGGCCAGUGUUCCUUUUGUUGUAAGGAUAUGUUUAGGAUCCAGUGUUUGAUUUAAAAAGCAACAGUGACAAAUGUAUCAGUACACACUUUGCUGUUUUUGUUGAGCAGGAGGGGAGCAUAUCAGCUCUUUAGGUACUUCCCAUUUAGAUUAAUUACUUUUUUCUUUCAUUAGGUUUAAAUUUUUGAUAGUGUAUUAUGACAAAAAUCUUGUUGAAUGGAGUCUGUUUCUGUUGUUUUUAAAGUGGUUUUUACAGUUCCUCUUUUUUCCCUUCUUAUUAAUGUGGGUGUGAUUCAGAGCCUCAUUGUAAAGCACUCAUAGGGGACGUGAAUAUGUAUGUGAAGUUUGAUUUGUAAAAUAAAAAAUGUUUUUGGUUACUUGUGGGUAUUAAGUAUGGCAUAUGUAGUUUUUCAUUUUCCUGCCCUCUUCAGUGAAUGGCACCAUUGUUUUCAGAAGUAAAAGUUAAAAGAAAGAAAAGAAAGACAGUAGAAAUUCUUUUUUGUCUUCUAGAACCAAAGAGGAAGGGGGCUGGGUCCUG